This is a messenger RNA of Pseudophryne corroboree (corroboree frog), 1975 nucleotides long. RefSeq lists its product as uncharacterized. The record is from RefSeq and is a predicted model, not a curated record. The coding region runs from base 1 to 1869 and encodes 622 amino acids. The transcript is spliced from 10 exons. Lineage: Eukaryota; Metazoa; Chordata; Amphibia; Anura; Myobatrachidae.
AUGAACCCCAGAACCCGCAAAGGUGUGUCAGGUGAAACGCUCUGCGGAGAGAGGAGAAACGUGUCUGGCAUAGAGGGAGGAGAGGUGACGCUACCUGUGGGUGAGACUGGGAUCAGAGACAUCUCCUGGGUGGCUGGUAUGAGACUCAUUGUUAUAACAGAGCCGGGUAAACCUGUUGUUGUACGAGAGACGCUGUAUAGAGGACGACUGAGCGUCACAGCGGAUGGAUCAUUAAUUAUCAGUAAUCUGUCCAGAGACGACCAGGGGAUCUAUACAGCUAAUAUACAGAGACAGCUAUCAGGACCUUGUAUACAGAUAUAUGAUCUCAGAGUAUAUGGUGUGCCAGGUUCAUCCUGCGGGGAGAGGAGAGAAGUGUCCGGCAUAGAGGGAGGAGAUGUGACGCUACCUGUGGGUGACACUGGGAUCAGAGACGACAUCUGGGUGACUGAUAUGAGACUUAUUGCUAAAACAGAGCCCGGGAAUCCUGUUAUGGUUCAUAAUAAUCUGUAUAGAGGACGACUGAGCGUCACAGCGGAUGGAUCAUUAAUUAUAACUAAUCUGUCCAGAGAAGACCAAGGAAACUAUACAGCUAAUAUCCGGAGACAGAUAUCAGGACAGUGUACACAGAUAUAUGAUCUCACGGUGCACGGAAGGACCCAGAAGAGAGAUUAUAGAGGAAUGAUUAUUAUACGGCUGACGCUCUCUGCCUGUGUGUUCUGUCUCACCUGCUGUGUGUUCCUUCACCACGUCAUCAUGGACAGUAAGGAUAACCUGGGGAUAACAGUGAAACCUUUAGAAAACAAGAACCAGGAUCUCACCUGCACAGCUUACAAUUAUACAGUAUGUGGAAGCAUGAGCCAUAACCGCUCUAUUGCAAGGGUAAACGAGGUGUCCGUCUUGGUGUUUGCGGUGUAUCCAGUGCAUGGCGUACCAUAUUUUGUUACUAGAAAUGGGGAGAAGUGUGGUCGCUGUAUGUAUACAGUUCCCCUGUCUGUAGAUAUACAGUACACCACAUGCGCUGCUUCCUCUCACAGGUCUGUGUGCAGCUGUUACCUGUGUCUGCCGGCCAGCGAGGUAACUAAUAUGCAGGAUGGAAGGAAAACGCUUCAGCUGCUCAUACCGACCGUGGUGAUCCUUUACCUUCAUUCAUGUUUGCUGUGUGACGCGUUAUGUGACAAGAGAUCCGUGUCUGGUGUAGAGGGAGGAAAUGUCACCCUACAAGUGGACCUGGCUGGGAUCAAAUCCAUUUCUUGGUAUAUCUUCCAAAGUAUUUAUAUAAUUGCUAUAACAAAACCUGGAAGAUAUAUUGAUGAUGUUGAUGAGGAGUAUAAGGGGAGAGUCCACAGCACAGCGGAUGGUUCCUUACACAUCACUGAUCUGACAUCGGAUGAUCAGAGGAGCUACAGAGCCACUGUACAGAGGGACGGAGGACAGAGGUGCUUACUCUUUCAUCUCACAGUAUACAGAAGGUUAUCUGCCGGCGACAUCCAGAUCAGCCACAAUUUCACCAGCAGUGACCCCUGCGCUGUGGCCCUGAUGUGUACGGUGACAGUACGAGAUGUGACUGUAACCUGGGACAGUAUAGACAGCAGUGAUAUCAAUGUGACGGGAGAUGUCCUAUACGUACCUCCCAGCGAUGUGAACUUCACCUAUACCUGCACUGCCAGGAAUCCUAUCAGUAACUCCUACAAGACUGUGGUUCCCCAGCACUACUGCAACCCAGAUGGGAAAGGCCAGCUACAUAUAUCUUAUACACCAGUGACUAUAAUGCGUCUGGCGCUAUCUGCAGCUGUGUUCCUCGUCACCUGCUGUGUGCUCACCCAUCACAUGAGGACUGAAGUGACGAGACCCUCCGCUGACAGCAGCUGACGGCUGUAUACCACAUGGGCUGCGUCUACACUGACUGAUCUGGAGUCAGACCUUAUUCAUCUCUUUUUUCCACUGUACUGGAUAUGUGAGAGUAAUAAUCUAAUAA